Spizellomyces punctatus DAOM BR117 is the source of this 2773-nucleotide messenger RNA. RefSeq lists its product as uncharacterized. Gene Ontology annotation, molecular function: ubiquitin protein ligase binding. Gene Ontology annotation, cellular component: Cul3-RING ubiquitin ligase complex. NCBI's taxonomy places the organism in Eukaryota, Fungi, Chytridiomycota, Chytridiomycetes, Spizellomycetales, Spizellomycetaceae. The coding region runs from base 61 to 2487 and encodes 808 amino acids. Gene Ontology annotation, biological process: ubiquitin-dependent protein catabolic process; protein ubiquitination. The record is from RefSeq and is a predicted model, not a curated record. The transcript is spliced from 10 exons.
AUCUUGACUUGUAGCCUGCACCAGACCACUUUCAGGAAGCCUGCGCAAAGGAGACCGAGGAUGGCGGCCAGAAGGCCCAAGGUGGCGAUGAAAAUCAGGCCUCCAGCAAAGAAGUCGAAUGCCGAGACUCAAUGGACAGAAACAUGGGAACGGCUGUCGACAGCGAUAAAAGAGAUAUACAAGAGAAAUGCUGGGGUACUGAGCUUUGAGGAGCUGUAUAGAAAUGCCUACAACAUGGUUUUGAACAAGCAGGGCGAUAAACUGUACAAUGGUGUGCGAGACGUCGUGACAGAGCAUCUUCAGCAGGUUGCAAGGGAUUUUGUUGUUCCAUCUUUUCCUCAAAUGGCUCCUGGAGGCGGGAUGACGGGGGGAACUGAAUUCCUCAAAACGGUGAAGAACGUAUGGGAAGAUCACACCACGUGCAUGUUGAUGAUUCGAGACAUCUUGAUGUAUAUGGAUCGUGUAUAUGUCAAGGCGGCGAACCUUGCUCCGGUGUACGAUCUUGGCUUAGAUUUGUUCCGGGACGUGGUGCAAAGGUCCCCAGACUACCCCAUAUCAAGGCACUUGAUCGCUACAUUGCUGUAUCACAUUCGAUUAGAACGAGAUGGCGAGGUCAUUGAUCGGCUAGUUCUGAAGAAUAUUAUUGAUAUGCUCUUAGGACUCAGUGAACCAAGGGGACCGACGCGCACACGUAACGACAAAACAGUGUACGUCACGGACUUUGAGGAGACGUUUUUGGAAUCCAGUCGAGAGUUUUAUCGGUUGGAAGGGCAAGUGUUCCUGCAGCAAUGCGAUGCCACAGAGUACCUUAAAAAGGCUGAGCGGCGGCUACAAGAGGAGGAGCAACGUAUAGCAAAUUAUCUGGCCUCAACCACAGAACCCAAAAUAAGACAAGUUUUGGAGGAGGAGCUACUCCAGAGACAUGUAAAGGCGGUGAUUGAGAUGGAAAAUUCGGGCUUAGUGGCUAUGUUAUCUAAUGACAAAUACAAUGACCUGAGCCGAAUGUACCACCUUUUCAGUCGGGUGUCUAAUGGACACGCGGAAAUGCGGCACAAUGCUUCGAGCUAUGUGGAGGGGUUAGCUAGGGCCAUCAAUGAGACAUAUGGUGGGAUGGGGGAAGCUGCCGAUCCUUCAACGAUCGCGACUUCAGCAUCUUUGGCAAAGGCUUCAGAGCAAGACGUGGAAGCCUCGGCGGCAUCAACACAACAAGCGAAUCCCACACAAUGGGUAGAAAGAAUACUAGCAUUGAAGGACAAAUUCGACAAGAUCCUAGAACAGUCAUUCGCGAAUGACCGACAUUUCGAAACAGAUAUAAAUGCUGCAAUUGAAAGAUCGAUCAACCAGAACAGAAAAGCUCCGGAGUUCGUCAGCUUGUUUAUCGACGAGAACCUACGAAAAGGCCUCAAGGGGAAAACGGAGAUCGAGGUCGACAGUCUCCUGGAUAAAACGGUUACUCUUUUCCGCUUUAUCGAGGAGAAGGAUGUGUUUGAGAGGUACUACAAGCAGCAUUUAGCCAAGCGGCUGCUUCUGGGCAGGAGUGUCAGUGAAGAUGCGGAGAAGAAUAUGAUUGGAAAACUGAAGGUUGAGUGCGGAUGCCAGUUCACAGUCAAGUUGGAAGGCAUGUUCAACGAUAUGCGGCUUGCAGCUGAUACGAUGGGUGAUUUCCGAUCCCACCUAGCGAAUUCUAUAACGGCACCAAAGAACAUGCCUGAACUAUAUGUUAACGUGCUGACCUCUACUUUCUGGCCUAUGAACACCGCUACCAGCGGGGAUACUUGCGUGUUUCCCACCGAGAUAACUGCGGCUAUGGAUCAUUUCCAGAGAUUCUACCAUUCGAGGCAUUCUGGUCGUCGGUUGACGUGGUUAACACAUAUCGGAUCUGCCGAUAUUAAGGCAAACUUCGAUAAGGGCCGAAAGGAAAUUAACGUUUCAACAUACGCCAUGGUGCUAUUGGUUGGCAUUUUCAAUAAACUUGCCGAUGGACAAUCAAUUUCGUACGACCGAAUUCGCGAAGAGAGCAGCAUUCCAGACCACGAUCUGAAGCGAACGUUACAAAGUCUUUCAGUGGCAAAACACCGGAUAUUGUUGAAGAGCACGAAAGGGCGGGAUAUCUCACCUAGUGAUCACUUCAAGGUCAACACCGGGUUUACCUCGCAGUUGCACAAGAUUAAAAUUCAACAGAUAUCGGCAACCUCUGGAAGCUCAUCAUCCGCUAGCAAUUCGAUGGAAACAGACGCAGAGCGAGCGGAUACGUUAGAAAAAGUCGAUGAAGCACGAAAGCACCAGGUUGAAGCCUGCAUUGUGCGGAUCAUGAAAUCAAGGAAGAGAAUGGAUCAUAAUAAUCUAGUCGCUGAGGUCGUAAAGCAAUUGAGCGCUCGAUUUUCUCCAAGUCCUUUAAUGGUUAAGAAACGGGUCGAGGGAUUGAUUGAGCGCGAAUAUUUGGAACGAGAUAAGAGUGACAGGAAAAUCUACAAUUAUCUCGCAUAACCUCCAUUUCAUCUACCUUUUGAAGCCGGGCUCUUUUUGGCGUUACCAUUUUUGCUUGAUCUCUUGUUGUUCCACCCAAUCCAUUUUUUGUGCAGAGCAAGACCAGCCCUACAGGAUUUGUGCCUAUGGCAGACGUGUUCCAGCCAGGAAACUCAAUCUACCCCAACUGUUACUACUUUCUUUUUGAAUAUGCUAGAUGCGUGUAUUUUUGUUCAUAAAUUUUGAGGCAUGAUUAUUAUAUUUGUCCUCUUGUUCAAUAGCGAGUUUUUCAACAAUUUGCUCAAAG